Messenger RNA from Salpingoeca rosetta, 1860 nucleotides. RefSeq lists its product as uncharacterized. The coding region runs from base 121 to 1641 and encodes 506 amino acids. NCBI's taxonomy places the organism in Eukaryota, Choanoflagellata, Craspedida, Salpingoecidae. Gene Ontology annotation, molecular function: hydrolase activity, hydrolyzing O-glycosyl compounds. The record is from RefSeq and is a predicted model, not a curated record. The transcript is spliced from 13 exons.
CUUCUACGAAAUUUCAUUACUUUUCAUCGUGUCGGGUGCCAGCAUUUAGCCGCGAACUCCACCACUUUGGUUUGUUUGUGUUUGCAGUGUUGUGCGUGUGUGUGUGUGGGUUGGUUGAGCAUGCGUGGAGGAGGUGUUGGUGUUGUGGCUGCGGCUGCAGUGCUGGUGGUGGCUGUUGGGAUCUGUGUUGUGGACCCACAGCAUGUGGCUGCACAACCCCUCGUCGUGAACACAACCACAUCGCGGCUCGUUGACAGCCACGGCCGCGAGCGCAUCUUCCAUGGCACAAACGUCGUCUUCAAGGGGCCACCAUAUGUGCCCAUCAUCGAUCGAUUCGAUUAUCAGUACAGCUUCAGCAAGGACGAUGUCGCCCUCCUGUCAAAGUGGGGCGUCAACGCCAUUCGCCUCGGUGUCAUGUGGCCCGGGGUUGAGCCAGAGAAGGGCAAAUACAACCAAACGUACCUGCAGCACUUGCAGAACAUCACGGCCAUGUGCGAGGAACAAGGCAUCUGGGUGCUGCUGGACAUGCACCAAGACGUGUGGAGCGAGCGGUUCUGCGGGGAGGGCGUUCCAUACUGGGCGGCAGACCCCGGCCCAGACGCAAAAGGGUUCCCUGCUCCCCUCGACAAGCCAUACAACGUCAACAGCACCACGGGCCUUCCCUCAGCCCAGGACUGCGGCAAGCAUGACUGGCCAGACUACUACUUUGCCUCUGCGGUGGGCGCGGCUGUGCAGCGCAUGUACGACAACCAAGAUGGCCUUCUCGAUGCGUUCUGCAGCUUCUGGGCACUCGUCGCGUCAACCUUCAAGUCCUACACCAACAUCCUCGGAUACGAGCUCAUCAAUGAGCCCUGGGCAGGCGAUGUGAACAAGGACCCUGACCUGCUUGUCCCCGGUCAGGCCGACAAGAAGAACCUGCAGAACACAUACGAUAAAGCUGCCGCUGCCAUCAGGGCCGUUGAUCCCGAUACACCCAUCUUCUUCGAAACGGUGACGUGGGACGAUGUCGUUGUUGGGUUUUCGCACCCGCCCGGCGGCGCUGACAGCGGCCACAAGAGCGUCCUCGCAUACCACUACUACAUGCCGCCAAACUUUGGCCCCAAGGAGACAAUCCAGCUCCAUCUCGAUGCCGCAAAGAAACUCAACUGCGGCACAUUCUGCUCGGAGACGGACGGCGAGGUGUUCUUCGAGACGGCAGAUCCGUUCUUCCAGUCGUGGAUGCGAUGGGAAUACAAAGCGUUUGUGCCAAAGACGGGUUCCAACUUCGGGUUCUGGAACAGCAACGGCACCGUGAACAGCGACAUGGUGUUCAACCUGACGCGCACAUAUGCGCCCAUUAUCGCCGGCCACGGUGUUGACAUGCACUUUUCCCGCGAGAACAGCACCUUCGAGCUUGCGUUCCUCCUCAACAAGACGUGCACUGCUCCGACCGUGGUGUAUGCGUACACGGCACUGCACUACCCAAACGGCGUCAACAUCACCGUUGACCCGCCCGUGCUGUCGUGGGCGGAGACGACGACCAACUACUACGAGUUCAAGCCCAUCUUGAGGGUGGCCAAGGACGGCCAGCGCGUCACCGUCACCUUCAAGAACGGAGAGAGCCAUGCCAACGCCGUACACAGCGACGGGCUUGGUGGUUGACUGGGGUGAAUGGGUGGUGAUGGGCGAGUGCCCUUGUUUUAUUUGUCGCUUCUCGUUCACGCGCGCGCGCGUUGUUGCUGGCUCUUUGGUAGCCUGCCUCCUCUGCUCCUCUCUCCUCUUCCUUAGUGAUUACCUCUCUCAGCUGCAUGUUGUUAUUGUUAUGUUACCUGCUCUCCUUCCCCCUUGCUUGAUUCUUCCACGACCACAAGAAGAAGAACA